AUGCUGGAGCAACACCGCAAGUAUGGUGAUGUCCUGCGACUUGCGCCUAAUGAACUUUCUUUCGCGUCGGUGCAGGCUUACCGUGAUAUCUAUGGACAUGUGACUACCGGAAAGGAAAGGUUCCUAAAGUCAGACGCCUACGACACUGAGGAGCCUCGCAUCUCUUCUGUGAGGGAUCCUGCUGUGCAUGCGGCGCAACGCAAGGCUCUCUCCCAUGCUUUCAGUGCUCGAGCUCUGCGAGACCAGGAAGACGUGGUGCAUCAGUAUGUCAACCUGUUCAUGAAGCAGCUUGGCAAUUUUGGCGCAGGCGGGCUCAAGCCUGUCAAUGUGACCGAAGCAUACAACUGGCUUACUUUUGAUGUUAUCGGUGAUCUCGCUUUCGGGGAGCCUUUUGGCGCUCUGGCGAAUGGCUCGAACCACUGGGUGAACCUGGUUUUAGAUUCAGUGAUAUUUGAGGGACUUGCUGAGAGAUUCAAGAAAAAGCUCUGGCUACAGCCGCUCAUCCGUUUCUUCUUGGGCCCCAAGAAGAUAGAGGAGUGGAAAAGGCAUUACUUGGAACAUCAGACUUUGUCGAAGGAGAAGGCUAGGAAAAGAAUGGAGAUGGGAGACUCCCUGAAGAGGGGAGACUUUUUCGGCCAUCUCAUAAAGAGGAAGGAGAUCAGCGAAGAAUACCUGAUGGGAAACGCACAGGUUCUCCUUAUUGCCGGCUCAGAAACGACGGCCACUUCCCUUGCUGGUACGACGUGGUAUUUGCUCAAGAACCAGGACUGCCUCAAGAGACUGACAGACGAGGUUCGGAGUUCCUUCAAGUCUAUGGAUGAUAUAACGGGUGAUUCUACAGCUAGGUGCGAAUACCUCCACGGGGUCAUCGAAGAAGGCCUCAGAUUAUUUCCACCAGUUGCAGCCGGGCUGCCUCGCGUCAGCCCAGGGGCAUUGAUCGAUGGCCAGUAUGUCCCGGCAGGUUAUAUCGUCUCUUGUGAGAACUACCCACUAGCCAUUGAUCCACGUUACUGGGUAGAACCGGAAAGCUUCCGUCCGGAGAGGUGGAUAGGGAAGGGCUUUGGAGACGACAAGAAAGCCUUUCAACCAUUUUCCAGUGGCCCACGGGCCUGUUUAGGGGUUAAUUUAGCAUAUCUUGAGCUGCGGAUCACCCUCGCGCAGGUCGUGUUUGCUUAUGACCUGGAGCUGGUGUCCCGGGAGAUCGAGGACUGGAAUCAGGCAUGCAUUUCAUUUGGGCUGUGGAAGAAGCCCGCCUUGCUAGUCAAAUUUCAUCCGAGAAAUGUCGCUUAG
Molecule: messenger RNA, 1290 nt
Organism: Diaporthe amygdali
Lineage: Eukaryota; Fungi; Ascomycota; Sordariomycetes; Diaporthales; Diaporthaceae
Exons: 4
Coding region: 1-1290 (429 amino acids)
Molecular function (GO): iron ion binding; oxidoreductase activity, acting on paired donors, with incorporation or reduction of molecular oxygen; monooxygenase activity
Source: RefSeq, a predicted model, not a curated record